CUGCCUUUUCCCUCUCAGUGUGGGCCGAUGGAGCACAGAGCCAGGCCUGGCUCUCACAGAGCCCCAGAUCCCCUCUAGCUUCAUCCCUAGAGUGGGAGACUCAGGCACAGCGGAGCCGAAGCCCCGAGGGCCCUUCCUACUCUCCAUGCCCCACCAUGCCCCUGCUGGAUGUUUUCUGGGCUUGCUUCAGGAAAGUGAAGUGCUUCCCAUUGCUGCCUGUGAAGAAGAACACUGAAGCUGAGGCCAAAAAAGCAUGUGAAUGGCUCCGGGCAACAGGAUUCUCUCAGUAUGCUCAACUAUUUGAAGAAGGUGUGUUUCCCCUGGAUAUUGGCUCUGUGAAGAAGGACCACGGUUUUCUGGACGACGACUCUCUGGGGGCCCUGUGCAGGAGGCUAAUGACCUUGAACAAUUGUGCUUCGAUGAAGUUGGAGGUUCAUUUUCAGUGCAAGCAGAAUGAAGACUCAGAAGAGGAAGAGCAGUGUACCAUCAAUAGCCACUGGGCCUUUGAACAGGAAAGCAAGUGUGGGUCUCCCAUGGGCUCAUCUGGCCUGCUGGCCCCACCAAGUCCUAGCCUACUGGGGACUUCAAGCUGUGAAAGUGUCCUCACUGAACUUAGUGCCACCUCCCUGCCAGCCAUCACUGUGAGCCUUUCACCAGAGCCAGAAGAACUGCCUUCUCUAGGUCGUGUACCUAGCCCAAGCGACUGGCCCCUCCUCAGCCCCACAAAGGGCAAGGAGGGUUCCCAGGACAAAGUCAAGAAGCACCAUUCCCGUAGCUUCCUCAAGCACCUUGAAUCUCUGAGGCGGAAGGAAAAGGGUGACAGCCGGCAAACAGAACCUCAGCAAAGCCUGGCCACCUCAGAGAAGGUUACCAAAGCCUCUUCGUUCCGUAGUUGUCGUGGCUUCCUCUCAGCUGGACUAUGCAGAGCCAAGAACUGGGCCAACACCUCAGCCAGGGGCAGAGAUGGUGAGAUUCAGAAGGCCUGGCAGGCUUGGCCUGUAGCCACACUCCGGUAUCCUAAGCAGGUACACCGGCGUGAUUGCCUGGUGCAUGUGCCUGGGGACCAUAAGCCAGGCACAUUCCCUCGCUCUCUAUCCAUUGAGAGCCUGUGUCCAGAAGAUGGACAUCACCUGGCAGAUUGGCAGCCAGGUAGGCGCUGGGGCUAUGAAGGGCGCCGGGGCUCCUGUGGCUCCACGGGUAGCCAUGCCAGCACUUAUGACAACUUGCCUGAGUUGUACCCAGCUGAGCCUGUACUGGCUGGGGCUGAGGCUGAAGAUGAAGAGGAGGGCGAGGAGAGCUAUACCCAUCUAGAUGACAUCCUGCAGCAUGUGUGGGGGCUACAACAACGAGUAGAACUCUGGUCUCAGACCAUGUAUCCAGACCUAGGGACUAGAGAUAAAGAAGAGAAGGAGGAAGAAGAAGUGGCGGCCACUUUAUCAGUGGAAGUAGCCACUGCAGAAGUGGAAGACCAGACUGAAGAUUUGGCCCAGUCAGGGGCUUCAGCCCAUGGAGAUUCUCAAAUUCAGGACCAAGCUGAAGUCCCACCUAUAGUUCUGGCUCAGGCUCCUGCUGAAGCUCAACCAUUGGUAGAGGCUGAGGCCCUGGCCCAAGCCCAGGCCCAUGAGCAAGAGGCAAACUCAGCUCAGGAGCCCACCUCUGCCUCCAGCCUGUCUGUGGAAGGACACUCCAUUUCGGACACUGUUGCCUCCUCCAGUGAACUUGACAGCAGUGGUAACUCCAUGAAUGAGGCUGAAGCUGCAGGGUCCCUGGUGGGACUCCAGGCAUCAGUGCCCCGUGAACGGCGUGAUUCAGGUGUUGGGGCCUCACUUACCAGACCUUGCAGGAAGCUCCGCUGGCACAGCUUCCAGAGCUCACAUCGACCCAGUCUGAACUCGGAGUCACUGGAGAUUAACCGACAGUUUGCAGGGCAGAUCAACCUCCUGCACAAGGGCUCACUGUUGAGGCUCACCAGCUUCAUGGAGAAGUACACUGUGUCCCACAAACAGGGAUGGGUCUGGUCAGUGCCCAAGUUCAUGAAAAGGAACAAAACUCCGGACUACCGUGGACAAUAUGUAUUUGGAGUGCCACCCCUUAUCCAUGUACAGCGCACAGGCCAGCCUUUGCCCCAGAGUAUCCAGCAAGCCAUGCGCUACCUCCGUAGCCAGUGUCUGGACCAGGUGGGCAUCUUCCGCAAAUCUGGGGUCAAGUCCAGAAUCCAGAGCCUGCGCCAAAUGAAUGAGACCUCCCCUGACAAUGUCUGCUAUGAAGGCCAGUCAGCAUAUGAUGUAGCUGACCUGCUGAAGCAAUAUUUCCGGGACCUGCCUGAGCCCAUCUUCACCAGCAAGCUCACCACCACUUUCCUGCAGAUCUACCAGCUUCUCCCUAAGGAGCAGUGGUUGGCAGCAGCACAAGCUGCCACCUUGCUGCUCCCUGAUGAGAACCGAGAAGUGCUACAGACCCUGCUCUACUUCCUAAGUGACAUUGCUUCUGCUGAGGAAAACCAGAUGACAGCCGGAAACCUGGCAGUAUGCCUGGCACCCUCUAUCUUCCACCUCAACGUCUCCAAGAAGGACAGCCCCUCACCCAGGAUCAAGAGCAAACGCAGCCUUGUUGGUCGGCCAGGCCCUCGGGACCUGAGCGAGAACAUGGCUGCCACCCAGGGCCUAUCACACAUGAUCAGUGACUGCAAGAAACUUUUCCAGGUUCCCCAAGAUAUGGUGGUACAACUGUGUGGUUCAUACAGUGCAGCUGAGCUCAGCCCUCCAGGCCCAGCCCUGGCUGAGUUGCGGCAGGCACAGGCUUCUGGCGUGAGUCUGAGCCUCUACAUGGAGGAGAGUGUGCAGGAGCUGCUGCGGGAUGCUGCUGAGCGCUUCAAGGGCUGGACCAGUGUGCCAGGGCCCCAACACACAGAACUAGCUUGCAGGAAGGCACCGGAUGGACAUCCUCUACGGAUGUGGAAGGCAUCCACCGAAGUAGCAGCUCCCCCAGCUGUGGUGCUGCAUCGUGUCCUGCGUGAGAGGGCUUUGUGGGAUGAGGACUUGCUGCGGGCCCAGGUGCUGGAAGCCCUGAUGCCAGGAGUGGAGCUGUACCACUAUGUGACUGACAGCAUGGCACCCCAUCCUUGCCGUGACUUUGUGGUGCUCAGGAUGUGGCGCUCGGAUCUGCCUCGUGGGGGGUGUCUGCUUGUUUCUCAGUCCUUGGAUCCUGAGCAACCAGUGCCAGAGUCUGGGGUGCGAGCUCUCAUGCUCACUUCCCAGUACCUCAUGGAGCCCUGUGGCUUGGGCCGCUCUCGCCUUACUCACAUCUGCCGUGCUGACCUCAGGGGCCGUUCUCCUGACUGGUACAACAAAGUCUUUGGGCACCUGUGUGCCAUGGAAGUGGCAAAGAUCCGGGACUCCUUCCCCACGUUACAAGCAGCUGGCCCUGAGACAAAGCUGUGAGCCUCGGGCAGGGAAUGCCUAGGCCCCUACUGCCAAGGGAGUGAAUGGGAAUAAGAGCCAAGUGGCCAAUAUCUAAGGGGCUGCUGCCAGGUGCAGAACAAAGCCCAGGCAGCUCAACUACCUGUUCCCUUACUUACUUCCUAAUGCUGCUCUGCAUAUAUGAGAGGAGAAGAGGGUAUAGGUGUCCCAUCUCCACUCAACCUUUAUCCUGCACACUGCAGUCUGCUCUCCCAAGAGAAGAGAAUCCUCUUGGUAACAAAAAGACCUCUGCUGUCUUCCACCUGGUCAAGAAGCCUCCACUCCCAUUUGGAGCCCUAGCAACUCCCUACCUUCAGGGGAAAGGAAAUGAAGAGUAGUAUAUGAUCCCAGAUCCUAGUCAUACCAAGAGACCAGGUUAUCUUAUUUGGUGCUAGGGGUAUUUUGAGGUUGAGCAGGAGUUCUUGGUGUCACUUUUAGGGCCAGCAUUGGCCCCAAACUGGCUUUUCCAGAUAUGGGUCUGUCUGAAGCAGUAGAUGGGCCAGAGUAUAGGGCAAACCAACUACCAUAAGCUGUGUUUUUAAUUUAUGUAAAUACGAUGCCUACUUUUAUGAGGCUGAUUGAGAAUGGUCUUAUGGGCCCCUAGUAGAUGAAAUGACAAAUUUGGACAGCUUGAUGGUCUCAAGAGACCAAUGAAGAAGCCUCUCCUGCCUUAGUCUCUACACUUUAUCUGUGGCUCCCUGAGGUUGUGAGCAGCCUGAGGUGCCAAGGGCCAUAUCUGCAGGUGAAUGAGCUCACUCUCUCCAUGCAGGGCAGUGAAGGGCAGAACUUACAGUGUCAGGGUGCUAUGUAGCGGGUCUCACGCCACUUGACUAUGGCUUUCAGCACAGUCUCUUUUUUGGAGAAGAUACCUGACCUCUGGGCCAACCACAGGGAAGACCUGACAUUAACUAUCUGGCCUCCUUGAUCUUGACCUAAUCUAUCUUAUCUCUAGGCUAUCUUUCUUAAUAUGAAAAUCCAGUGGCCAUUCAGAAGCACACUGGUGCUCUCUCUGCCUUUGUGCUGAGUAAACAAGAGUGGGGUUGAUUGUAUCCACCAUCGCAAUACUAAGCUUGUUUCUCUCUAUAAAUACUGUACAGUCAAUAUAUGUGUGUAUAUGUAUAUGUAUGUAGAUAUACAUAUGUAUAUACCUUAUAUGCCUACACAUACACAGACAUAUAUGCACGCACAUAAACAUAGUCCCUCCUGAGUACAUUAUAAUGUCUGGGUGGGAGAAGUAUCUGGAAGACUUGGGACACAGCUCUCCUGUUGAGAGAGGAGAGGUGGAGGUCCAACCACAGCAGGUUCCUCCACAGAACAAUAAAGCAUGACUGGACAUGUA
Molecule: messenger RNA, 4797 nt
Organism: Jaculus jaculus (lesser Egyptian jerboa)
Lineage: Eukaryota; Metazoa; Chordata; Mammalia; Rodentia; Dipodidae
Gene: Stard8
Product: StAR related lipid transfer domain containing 8
Exons: 15
Coding region: 156-3440 (1094 amino acids)
Biological process (GO): actin cytoskeleton organization; signal transduction; regulation of Rho protein signal transduction
Molecular function (GO): GTPase activator activity; lipid binding
Source: RefSeq, a predicted model, not a curated record